Tympanuchus pallidicinctus (lesser prairie-chicken) is the source of this 10716-nucleotide messenger RNA. It is a transcript of the gene ZNF618, whose product is annotated as zinc finger protein 618. Gene Ontology annotation, molecular function: protein dimerization activity. The coding region runs from base 7187 to 10105 and encodes 972 amino acids. The record is from RefSeq and is a predicted model, not a curated record. The transcript has 16 exons. Lineage: Eukaryota; Metazoa; Chordata; Aves; Galliformes; Phasianidae.
UACCAUUUUGUUUCUCUUUCUGGCUGAACUUGAAGGUAGUGGCUCUCAGUUCUGCUCACUACAUGUUUCUGAGCAAACACCAUGGAGGAAGGUUUGAUCAAUCUCUGUAGGAGUAGAAUAGUGCGUGUCUUUAUUGGAUUUUUAAGAACGUUUUCACUUGCGGCACAGGGAAGCACUGAGGUUGAUUCUUGGUCUGACAAACCCUGGUGUUGGAGAAGCUGUAGUUAUUGCGGGAGCCCAGCAGAAGCCCAGUGUCUCUGAGACAGUAGAGAUGUAAUACUGGCUGCAGGAGCUCUCCUUGGGAAGGGAGAAUGGGUGAAGAAGCCAUUCAGGGCCACGAAUGGAAAAUCCCGUUUCUGCCUAAUCCUGAGAGGUCCCUCUGCUCUGUGCAGCAGUGUGAUACACUUAGAUGCUCCAGGGAUGUGGUGGGACCAUGAAAUGUAUGGCUGGGUCUCCGGACCUCCAAAAGCAUUGCACUCCUUUCUGCUCAUCAGCAGGCUUCAUGCUGUGCUUUUUUUGGUCUGGCAUAAAAGCAGUUAAACAAGGUGGUGUAAACACAGAAAGCUUUGCAGAUUUACUUAAGGGUUUCUAAAUAAAUACAAAAGACUGCCUACCUUUGAGCGUGUGGGGGAGAGGAGGGGCUGGCUUGUAGGGCAAGCAUCCUUCUGCGUUUGCAUGUUGACACUGCUGCCAUUUUUUAAACAGCAAUUAUCAGACUAAGGGCUCAGGGCUUGCUUCAUGCUCCCCUGCCCUGCUUGGGCUCUUCUGACUGUGGUGGCAAGAGGUACCUCAGCUGGACUGCUUCUUGUACGUCGUGCAUGUACCAGAUAGCAGCCCCUAUCCUGAGCCUAAGUGUGUCAUUCCAAUAAUAGCGUCAAGUUUUCAAACUGGAGGGAUACUUUUUUUUUUUGGUGGUGGUUAAUGAUUAAUUAGGUCAAACCCUCCCAAAUUAGACUGCUGGAGAAGGAAUAGGCCGACCGAUUGCAUUUGUAGCAAAACCUUGCAGUAGAAACAGAUGUGGGCUGAUGCCAGCUCCCCUGCCAACACACUCUGUCCCAUGCCCCAAACCCGCCAGUCCCCAGAAGAGGUUCAUUUUUAAAAUUGCAUCCAUUAAUAUCCCAAUUUCCUUUCUCCCCCCCUUUCCAAAUCUUGCGUUAAACCCCUGUAGAUUCUGCUUUAAGUAGGCAAUUAAGCUAACAACAUAAUUAUAUCCCUUAAUGCUCAUUUUAACCGGUUUUAGAGAAGAAACAAAAGGGGAAAGCAGCCUCAAAUAUAUGGAAAUAAAAGCUCCGUUGUAAGGGUAUUUUUGAUAGUCGUGAUGAUUUGUGUGAGGUGCUGAGUUUGCCCACGAGUGGCUCCAGGGAAGGCAGGAGGUCGUGGUUAAGAGCCUUUCAGGCAGUGCAGGACUGCACUUUCUGAGUGUCCUUUUUCUGAACCCUCAUCCGACUGCAGAUUUAGGGGGAUCCCAUGAGGCUUCUGAGUGUGUCCACUUCGUGCUGGAGUACAGUGGCUGCAUAGCUGCGGUACGAGAGCUUUCUCGUUUUUUAUUACCUAGGCAAUUAGUCACAGGAGACCAAUACAGUGAGUCCGCAAGCUGCCGCCUUGCCAUAUGUGUGAGCAGAAAAUAGAGCGCUGCAAAAUAACAUUGAUGGAGAAUUAUUGUAGUGAAUCCGUGCCAAUUUAGUGGAGCUGCUUUGCUCCCUGUGCAGAGGCAGAUCUGGAGGGGAACGGCUGCGUAGUGCCCUCGUGGUAGCAGGCAGAAUAACUUUGUGGUUUUCUACAGAGUAUGCAACAUCCACACAGAUCUGUUUGCGAGGCACAAAGCUGUGUGAGGACCCUCCAAGCCUACAGCCAGAAAGCCGUUUUGGCAUCUCAGAUUUUGUUGAAGAAUCCAGAUGCUUGGUUGGUGCCGCCUUUCUGGGGUUAACUGGUGGCCCUGGAACAUUGGUAGUGCAGUACGGACACAGGAACUGCAGAUGCUGCUCUCAUUUACAGAAAUACGCCUUCAUUUUCACUCUCCUUUACCCACUCUACUUCCAGCGAGGAAGUGGAGAUGUCGUUCAGGUGCUGUGGGUCCUGGGACCAGUGAGGGUCCUCUCUCACUGUGCAAGGGCAGUGAUCUUGUUCUAGGGGGAGGACCAGCUUCUCCACAUUUUCUUGAUCAUUCAGGUGGAAUUAAAAUAAAUGUUUACUUUUCUUAAGAAAAAGAGCUAUGAGGAGUAAGGUAAUGCUGAAGCAGCUGUAAUGCUUGGCAGAGUCACCUGCAUGCCAGCUUGUGCUGCUUUGAGUAUCUGCUCCUUUUGGCUGUCACCUAUGAGCACCUUGGUUUCUGGGUGCAGGGAGCUUGUAUGGGGAAAUAUUUACGCAACUGCUUCCUUAAGAGCAUUGGGGACACCCGCAGGAUGCUUUCUCACAUGCUCAGCAGUCAAUGCAGGAGGUGUUGUGAGGGUCGGAAGGACCUGCCUGCAGGUAAUGCAGGCUGUGUGCAUCACUGCCCACAAAAGUGCAGUGAGCAUCUCUUGGAGGCAUGGCUUGAUGAACUGCAGCUUCUGGUAAUGCAAAGAAUGUGGCUUAUUGUUUAAUUUUCUUUAUUUCAUUGGUAAGUAGCCAUUAUUUAGUAAGAUGUUUCUGUUUUUUUGCUAAGUGGCCUGGUACUCCAGAGUAGGAAUAUGUUUUCCGCCUCAUCCCUAAUUGGGCCAAACUAGUCCAUCACUGGUUGAGUUGGAGUAAAAGGAAGCCAUGAACAAGAUGUAGUGAGAUGAUGUUUUUUAGCACAGGUUUUUGGGGGCUACAGUUGGAAAAGGAGCAGGAUGAUUUUCCCUGUUCAUGGAGAAUACGAUGCAGCAGCUCACUGCCAAGCGUCUGCAGGCCCAGAGCAGAUCUGUGACCUGGUGCAGCUUCAGCAAACAUCCGUAGCCCUGUGCUUGGGUGCCUGCUCACACACUUAGAGAUCCGGAGCAGUGAGUGAGGACCUGUGGCAUUUGUGAAGGGCUGGAGAUGCCCCACUGAAAUUGCCAGUGUGAUGAAGCAAGGAAUGGCUGCAGCGAAGGUGUGUCCUGGCCUCAGUUUGGUGUUUUGGGAGGAUUGUAAGGUUCUCUGCAAGGCUCUCUUGCUCUUGUUUGGGGAUGUGCUUCUCUUCUGUCCCCAUCUCUCUCUGCUCAGCCUUCUCCUGGACUCAGGAGCACACCGUGUCCUUGGAAUGCAGGACAGUGUGGAUGCAGAGUGAAUCAAAGUCGAGGUCUGCUCGGCCAGGAUGCGGUUUGGGGAUGCAGAGACAGCCCCUGGUGUUCACUGGACUUUCACACAGGUGCUCCGAGUUACUGCGUCUUUUCUUACUUUUAAUCCCACACCUGGAAACUUACGUGCAGAAAAUAAUUCUUGGACUUAAAUUUUCCGUGUCUUCAGUAGGGUGAUUGUUUGGAGAUGAUGUGCCGUAAGACACUCCCAGAACUUUGAGUGUGCCAUGUUCCUUGUCUGCCCAGGGUAAGUAGCUGUCUGUGGGACUGCCGCAGUGCAGGUGGGAUCCCUUUCUGGGGAAGUUGCCAAAGCUGGGGUAUGUGAGCUUUUCCCAGCCCAGCAUCUUCUGCAGUUGGUGGCUGUGGGAGGCUGCAGCAGUUGGGGAAUUUCUGGGGACGUCUCUGAAGGGGGCAGCAGCUCUUGGCCUGUUUCUUUUUCAUGCAGAGGACCACGGUUCUGUUAUUGUGGGUUCGUGGCUUUUUUUUGCAAAGGUCAGUCCUGAGAUGGGUUUUGUCAGAGCAUUUGUACUUCUUCACGUCACAGCUGUGGUUUUCCAGCACUGCUCUGACAAAACCUUGCUGGUGGCAGAGCUGUGCAAUUAAUAGAUUUUUGGUUUCCUUCAAGCACCAACAAAUUGAAAAAUUCCUUUUUGGGUUGAGCUGAAGGAAAAAUGUAUUGAUUUUAAUACAUAUAUUUUUGAAAAAUAGAAGAACAACAUUUUGGGUUACGUAGUGCUGGGUUGCACAGAACUUGGGGCUCGUUUCCUUUAGGUUUUUUUUGAACAUUCUGUAGAGUUCUUGCUUUAAGAAGUAAGCAGGGUAGGUAUUUUGCCUGUGUAAAUCAGAAAAUUUUACAUGCCAAUCUGUGGUCACUUCCACUUUUUGAAAUUGAGUGUGAUACUCCAUUUAUGAAUAGUUCAGCAGAAGUGCCAUGAAUCCAUGCAGUGGGCAGUCUUGCUAUGGCUGCACUUCUGGCUGAACGUAAUUUCCCUGCCGCUCUCUGCCCUCCUUUAUUUCAGCUCCGUGAACUACAGAGAACAGAAGGUUGUCUGGGUCCAUGCAGUUUGCCUUGAGAGAAAAUGUCUGUAGCCCAACUGGUGGCUUAAAAAUGUCACUGUGGGACUCAGAGAAGCAGAGGUUGGUGGCACAGAGUGCGCCCACUCGUUCCAGACUAAACUCCAGAAUUUCCCCCCUGUAAUUACUGCUCUUUUUUCAGUUUGGAAAAAUUCAUCCAGCUCUGUGUGCCUUCCCCCUCCUUACUUUUAGAUCAAUGUGGUUUGUCUAUUUUUUUUCUUUUCCCCUUUCCAAAGUAAAAUUACCACCAUUUCGUGCUAUUAUAAAAGCCAGUCAUACAAAAUUGGGCGAGAAGAUUAUGGUCCAUAGUUAACCAUCCAGUGGUAAAGAUUUGUUUAGUUUCACUUCUUAGCCCUUUUCUAAAUGCUGUGAGGGAUUUUUCUUGUUGGAAUAGUGUGGUUUAUUUUAUGGUGUCGGGAACAGGACCAUAAGGAUAACAUUUUUGCUUUCAUACUGUGGUCCAAUGUGUGUGUACCCACCGAGGGAUUUCUCAUAUUGCUAAUUUCUGAUUCUGGAUACUGAUUUUCUGCUUUGGAUUGUCAUAGAUUUGACAAAUAUUUAAUUUUCUUUACAUGCCUCAGAUUUAAACUGAACACUGCUAGUACCUGUGUGUGUAGUGCUGUUAAUUAUGGAGGGACCCAAAGCAUCCUCAAAAAUCUGCAAAAGAAAGAGUAAAAAUGAGACUCAAAUGCAGGGAUCGCAUGACUGCCAUCCCUCACCUGCGUGAGGAGGGAGCAGCUGCUCUGGGAUGUGCACCGCUCUCUGCAGGCUUAAAGGGCAAAGUUUUAGUCUUGCUAAAGCUUCUUCUAAGAAGUGCUUCAUCACUGCACUCCUCCUCAGCCAUGAGGUCCAUAAAUCCAACUCCGGGCUCAGGUGAUUCUGUGAGGAUGUUGUGUGCAGGAGUUGUUUUUAUUUCUUGAUUUUAAUGUUUUCUGAUGUUUUGGUUGGGGCUUCUUGAAGGUCACAGACUUGCAUCAGAGAUGAGCAGGACGGUCUGUGUGGGCCUCUGUCCUUUCCUCACUGAGGAAAGGGCACAAACUCCUCACUGAGGGCUGUGGGCACAAACUGGAGCACAGGAAGCUCCAUACGAACAUGAAGAAAAACCUUUGUACUUUAACGGUGGCAGAGCCCUGGGAAGAAGUUAUCCAGAGAGCUGGUGGAAUCUCCUCCUGUGGACGUACUCAGAACACACCUGAACACUUUCCUGAGUAACCCGAGCCUAGAGCAGGAGGACAGAUGACCUCCAGAGGUCCCUUCCAAUCCCUGUGGUUCUGUGAUUCCGUGAUCUUUCAUGGCUUAUGGUACAGAAGCCUUUCUAGUGAGCCUUGAGCUGUUAGGUGCUUCACUGGCCUUAAUGAGUAUCAGGAGCUCAGGGUUGUGAUGGCAGAAGUGCUGCCAUGUAGCAUGGGAGCCUGUGUCCUGAUUGUAGGGUUGCGUCUGAGAGUGAAUUUGGGGCAGGACCUGCUGCUCCCCCAGCACUCCUCACCCCUCCAACCUCUGCCACCUCUGGAUUUUUGCUCCUCCGUGAUUCUCUCACCAGGUUCUUCUCAGUGAUGCCCUGUGUCAGGAUGGAACACCAGAGAGGCUACGGAAUCUCCUCCUUGGAGACCUUCACAAGCCACCUGGACAUGGUGCAGGGCACCUGCGCUGGGCGUCCCUGUGGGAGCAGGGCUGGGACAGAUAGACCCUGAGUCCUUGCCAUGGAGCUAAUGGAGAGCAUCCAGAGAAAGGCUGUAGAGAUGAGCAAGGGUCUGGAGAGCAUGGACUGCCAGGGUUUGGUCGGAGGAGAGGAGGCUGAGAGGAGGCCUCGUGGCCUGCAGCUCUCAUGGCCGGUGCUUCCUGCUGUGCGGAGGCUGGAUGGCUGCUGGCAUCCACUGUCAGCAAUGGCCGCUCCAUUUCAAAGCACAGCAUUCCUACACAGAGCCAAGAGAUGCACCUCUGCUGUGUGGCCAAGAAAACGUGUUUAACAGAGUAGUAAGAUGUGUGGGAUUCCGUGUAGAAGUGAGUCCUAUUUUAAUUUUCCCUUCACGUGAGCUUGUCUCGUGCAAGAUCGGUUUGUUUUAUCAACUUGGAAAAGUGCCUGCAACAGGAUUUUGUAAGAAUUGAUUUCCUGCGAGUUUCCUGUGAAAUUGGAAACCUGCAGAAAUGGGUGGAUUUCUGAAAUUCUAUUGUGUGGGUUUUCUCCUUUUUUUUUCCCCGAGUAAAAAAAGAACCGUGCCCUCCUCCCCCCGAGCUCUCAUUCCGCAUACAUUUAUUCCUUAAAAAUAUUUCCAGCUGUUUCUUUUUCUGGGAAACUCAUACCAUCUGUAAACAAGUGCCUGAUUCAGAUAAUUCUGUUAUUUUGCCUGGUCACUCUUAUUUUCCAGCUUUUAAUAAUGCGAGAGUUGAGGAGCAAUCAGUAAUGGUUUUUCUCCUCUUCACCCUCAAUUUGAUUAUUUUUCUCAUAAAGAGUGGAGUAAGGAGAGCGCCGAGCAACAGGAGAUGGGAAAAAUAUUUUGAUUACUUUUCGGUUGCUUAUAAUCAAGGAGUAACUCUUCUAAUCCAGGCCAAUUUGCCGCAUUGAUUUAAUUCAUAAUUUUAAUUUCAUGACUUUUCUGAAAAAAAUAAAAACAAAAAUAUAAAGAAUAAAAAAACUGAAACCACCCAAACCGCAGAAGACAAAACCAGCAGCUCAGCGAGGUGCGUCGGGUUGAAGCUUUUUAAUACUUGUUUGAACAGUUGUAGUUUUAGGUUAAAAUUUAUUUAAUGUUCCCUUUCUUCUGUCUACUUCUGCCAGAAUAUUCUACUUGAAUUUCCCUGUGCUGCCACAAGAGAAAAAUUGAAAUUCAAAGCACAGAUUCUGCCAGUGCUUUCAGCGAGUUCAUAAAAUUACUCAUAUGAAUAUUCCCUUGACUCAAAGGCAACUGCUUGCAGUCCUUAAACCUGUCUGGGACUACCUGAAGUAUUGGGAGCCCAAACAAAUGGCUGAAGAAAGCAACAGCAGCGGGAGGAGGAGCUCUUCUAGCAGGGAGUGUUUGAAGAGGAGCCCACGGAGCCCAAAAGCAGAGGGCUCCGAUUCGGUGACAUCUCAGUCCUCACCCAGUGAAGAGGCUGGAAUGAUGACUGAGGUGAAGGUGAAAACAGAGGUACCAGAUGACUACAUCGAAGAGGUGAUCUGGCAGGAUGACACCAAAGAUUCCAAGAAGAACAUAAAAGACGGGCAGGGAGAUGUGCCAGCCGAGAUCUGCGUGGUGAUCGGAGGGGUCCGCAACCAGCAGACGCUCGAUGGAAAAGCAGUGGAACGUGGCUCUCCCGUUGGAUAUACACGAAAUCGAUAUUCAGGGACCUGGAUUUUUGACCAUGCAUUGAGAUACACGUCUGGGUCUUAUGAGUGUGGAAUAUGUGGGAAGAAAUACAAGUAUUACAACUGUUUCCAGACCCAUGUGCGAGCGCAUAGAGACACUGAAGCUGCCUCAGGUGAAGGAGCCUCACAAGGCAACAACUUUAGGUACACGUGUGACAUUUGUGGGAAAAAAUAUAAAUAUUAUAGCUGCUUCCAAGAGCACAGAGACCUGCACGCUGUGGAUGUUUUUAGUGUGGAAGGGGCCCCAGAAAACCGGGCAGACCCCUAUGACCAGGCCGUCAUAGCAGCAGAAGAAGUGAAGGAGGAGGAGCCAGAACCGUUCCAGAAGAUUGGUCCAAAAACUGGCAAUUAUACCUGUGAAUUCUGUGGCAAGCAGUACAAAUACUACACUCCAUACCAAGAGCACGUGGCACUGCAUGCACCUAUUAAGUUCUCUCGAUCUCCACUCUUCGUGGCAGUGAAGACGCAGGGGAGCCAAUCCAGCAAAAAAACACCGACUUCAAUAAACCGAUGUUCCGCCCUCCUGCACCGCACCCCUCCCGGCGUCCCACCGACGUCCCAAUCCCAGAUGUUCCGCGCUCCAAAUUCCGGAUCCCCAGGAAGCAAGGCCAUCACAGCAGAAAGUGCUUUCAGCAGGAGAGUGGAAGGCAAAGCGCAGAACAACUUUGAAGAAACAAACAGCAACUCGCAGAACUCCAGCGCUGUUCAUUCGGGGACAGAAAAACCUAAAGAAAAGAGAUGUAAGCAGAACCCAUCAGAGCCUUACACCUGUGGAGCUUGUGGAAUCCAGUUCCAGUUUUAUAACAAUCUCCUGGAGCACAUGCAGUCCCAUGCAGCUGACAACGAGAACAAUAUUGCCUCUAGCCAGCCCAGAUCACCUCUACCUGUUGUUGAAGAGAAGUGGAAACCGCAGCUCCAAAGAAAUAACGCUAACAACACCUCUGCGAGCGGCUCCGUAGGGAACAGCGCGAUCCCAGAGAAGGAGCGGCAGAACAUUGCUGAGAGGCUCCUGAGGGUGAUGUGCACUGACCUCGGGGCGCUGAGCGUGGUGAGCGGGAAGGAGUUCAUCAAGCUAGCACAGACCCUGGUGGAUAGCGGGGCUCGCUACGGUGCCUUCUCCGUCACCGAAAUCCUUGGUAAUUUCAACACACUGGCUCUGAAGCAUUUGCCUCGGAUGUACAACCAAGUGAAGGUGAAAGUCACCUGCGCCCUGGGCAGCAACGCCUGUCUGGGCAUCGGGGUCACUUGUCACUCGCAGAGCAUUGGUCCCGAUUCUUGCUACAUCCUCACAGCUUAUCAGGUGGAAGGCAACCACAUCAAGAGUUAUGUCCUGGGAAUUAAGGGUGUAGAUAUUCGAGAUAAUGGUGAUUUUAUCCACCACUGGGUACAGAACGUGCUCUCAGAGUUUGUGAUGUCAGAGAUCAGGACGGUGUACGUCACAGACUGCAAAGUCAAUUCCUCUGCGUUCUCCAAGGCUGGCAUGUGCUUGCGUUGUUCGGCCUGUGCCUUGAACUCAGUAGUGCAGAGCGUGCUGAAUAAGCGAACUCUACAGGCUCGCAAUAUGCACGAAGUGAUCGAGCUCCUGAAUGUCUGUGAAGAUCUGGCGGGAUCCACAGGCCUCUCAAAGGAGACCUUUGGCUCCCUGGAGGAGACUUCUCCCCCGCCCUGCUGGAACUCGGUCACCGACUCCCUCCUACUCGUGCACGAGCGCUAUGAGCAGAUCUGCGAGUUCUACAGCAGGGCCAAGAAGAUGAACCUCAUCCAAAACCUGAACAAGCACCUGCUCAGCAAUCUGGCGGCUAUUUUGGCACCAGUGAAGCAGGCUGUGAUUGAGUUGAGCAACGAGAGCCGGCCCACCUUGCAGCUGGUACUGCCCACCUACGUCAAACUGGAGAAACUGUUCACUUCCAAAGCUAACGAUGCUGGCGUGGUCAGCAAACUCUGCCACCUCUUCUUGGAGGCGCUGAAGGAGAACUUCAAGGUUCAUUCGGCGCACAAGGUAGCCAUGAUCUUAGACCCCCAGCAGAAGCUGCGGCCUGUCCCGCCGUACCAGCACGAAGAGAUCAUUGGCAAGGUCUGUGAGUUGAUUAACGAGGUGAAAGAGUCCUGGGCAGAAGAAACAGAAUUUGAACCUUCGACCAAGAAGGCCCGGGCAGCAGGGGAAGCCGCAGCAGCUCAGGAAGAAGAUUGGUUCGGGAAAAAUGAAGUCUAUGAUUAUUUGCAAGAACCUCUCUUCCAGGCCACUCCUGACCUCUUUCAGUACUGGUCGUGUGUUACCCAAAAGCAUACAAAACUAGCCAAGCUAGCCUUUUGGCUCUUAGCAGUGCCUGCUGUUGGUGCCAGAAGCGAAUGUGUAAAUAUGUGUGAGCAGGCACUCUUAAUCAAAAGGAGGCGGCUGCUCAGUCCAGAAGACAUGAACAAACUCAUGUUUUUGAAGUCCAACAUGCUUUAAGACUGUCUUUUAAUUAAAACAAAACUUUAAAACACUGUUCCAAACAAAGAAAAAGAAUUUAAGUUCUAAACACUGUGGACCUCAUUAUGAAUGCCCCUGAAAACCAAGUGCUUUUUUAUAUAUAUAUAAAAAUAUAAAUAUAUAUAAAAUUAAGUUUGAGAGGAAAGCUGAGCACGUGAGAGAGACAGCCCUCUGCCAGGAACGUGCUCCUUUCCAUAGAUAGUGUGUGGACUUGACAGACUUUCUAAUGUUUUCAAGUGGGCAGACCAAUGGGAGGCUGAUGUUCUAAAGUCUUCAGGCAGCUGAGAUCUAAAGUGACUUGAAGUUUCUUUUGUUUCUCCUCCACCCCACCUUUCCUCUUGUCCCCUGGGCCAUCUUGCCAUGGAUAAUCAGACUACAUUGAACAGAGCAGUUCUGCACUGGACUUUGCUCCUUUGAAUAACUGUACACCUUGAGGGCAUUUGUCUACAGCCUUCUUGACAUACGGUGCACGUUAUCAGGGCAGCUGUGUUUUAUGAACACCAAUAUCUUUAGAAAUCAGGAAGGGAGACUUUAAUUUUUUAAUUAUUAUUUCACUUCUUCAUGUAGGGUUUUUCAAAAAAAAAACAAAA